Molecule: messenger RNA, 2324 nt
Organism: Caenorhabditis elegans
Lineage: Eukaryota; Metazoa; Nematoda; Chromadorea; Rhabditida; Rhabditidae
Gene: git-1
Product: Arf-GAP domain-containing protein
Exons: 14
Coding region: 21-2033 (670 amino acids)
Biological process (GO): brain development; regulation of ARF protein signal transduction
Molecular function (GO): GTPase activator activity
Source: RefSeq, marked reviewed
GUAGUAAUAGUGGUUGAAAAAUGUACACAGCAGAGGCGCUUGACCUCAUAACAUCACUUGAGCAAAAGGAAUGCGAUGACUGCGGCAAAAAAGAAGUCGAAUGGGCGUCGGUAAAAAAGGGAACCGUGAUUUGCUCCGAAUGUUUCUGUUUUCAUAGUUAUCUUGGCCCGUCAGUGAGCUAUCUCCGUCAUCUGCGCAAGAGUGCUUGGGAUGAGGAGCAUAUUCGUCUUGUUCACGCUCUUAACACAUCUAACACCAACAUGAUAUGGGAAAGUGCUUUAUAUGAGGGAUCAACAAAGUUUCAGAAACCAAUGGCCCAAGACCCAUCUCAUAUCAAAGAACAAUUUGUGAAGGAAAAAUACGAGAAGCUGACAUUCCAACCGAAAAGAGGAAAGGAUGAAGAUUUGGAGAAUAGUUUGAAUCGACAACUCAUUGCAUGUGCUCGCAGUGAUUUUGCUCAUGUCACUUUAAGACUCAUCGCUCUCGGAGCUGAUGUAAACUAUCCUGAUCCAGAAACUGGGGACACUGCACUUCAUGUUGCAGCCCGAGAAGGCAAUUCAAAUCAAGUAGAACUUCUUUUCCUGUAUGGAGCUGACAUUAUGGCACCAAAUAGAGAAGGAAUGCUUCCAUACAUUCUUGCUAGAGAUGCGGGGCAUGGCCAACUUUCACAUCGCAUUUAUGAAUUCUUCUUCUACGUUUUUGAUCGCUUCUCAUUUUUCAUGUGCAAUCGAAAAGCAGAUCAUAAGAACAACCAGGACUUUUUCAUUCCUGAAGUCACUGAAAAACAAUUCCUGACAAAAACUAAUGAUUCGAGAGCAGCGAUCUCAGUUCUCCCGAAAGGUCAAUUCUUUGACCUAUGUGAAGAUGCGUUUGAUGAAACAGUUCGCAGAGAAAAUGAAGUCAACUGGAACAUGACAAAAUGGGCAAAAACUGCCAAAGGGCCAACAAACCUUUUCUUGCCGCCAACUCCUCAAAUGUCAGCUGCUCGCAACCAAAGAAGACAGAAACUUGCCAAAUUCACUCCAAUUCAGUUCACAAUUCUCCUGAUAGACUUAAUCAAAGACCAAAAGCGCAGAAUCACUGGAGACAAUCCAGCACCAGUAUCCGAACCACCCAAGAAUAUGCGAAAGUCAAACGACACUCCACUUAGAAUUAUGAAAAAAAGCGAAUACGCCGAUUAUGAUGAAGUAGCUGGAAUAUCAUGCAGUCCAAUUUCGGGAAUUGUUCCCAACUCUCAGGCUAAUACGUUAGAUGAAUCGAGCAGCAGAGUGUGGGACGAACUAUUGGAAAUGAAAGAAAGACUUUCAAGUACCGAAACUAUGGUUGUAACACUUACAAAGCAAAAUGAGGAGCUGACAAAGCUAGUUCAUAGCUUACAAGCCCAAAACAUCAAUCUCAACUCGGAGCUGAUCACAUUCAGAGAUGACUUGUACAAUUUGAAGAGAACAAAUAUGACAAGAAGGAUGCCAUCUCCAUUGGCUAUUGUAGAGACUCCAGAAAGAGUUAUGCCACCAGUGGGAAUUCAACAAGGUUUUUCAAGGAGAGAUAGUGAAGAUAGAAUCGAUGGUGGCGGAGCUCGGUGGAGGUCAAAUUCCAGUGACCGUAGAAACUCAAACGACCACAAACUGGACAAAAAAGUAGAAAGACGUCAGGACUCAAUGAUGGAAAGCUCGUCUUCCCUAUCACGCUCCUCACAAAACCCAUCUUGCCUCAAUAGAGAAGAGGUGAAAACUCGCGUUAUUCAACAAAGUGAAAAAAUCACGCGCCACAUUAAAACCCUGCUGCAACACGGACAUAAUGGAAACCUAGACAUGAACGCACGCGGCGGUGCACACGACAUUGCUUGCGCCAUCAAUAGUCUUAUCACUAUUUUGCUCCCGUACGUGAGACACGAGAAAAUCGAUACUUUGACGGACGCCGUGGUGCUUUUGAAUGCAAAAUGCAAUAGCCCAGUGUUGAUGCCAAUGGAUAUUGUCGACGCAGCACAAACCAUUGCUGAAAAACUUCGCCUGAUUAUCAUGGAAUUUUGUUGAUUUCUCUUCAUCCUAGAAUGCUUUUUCUUUAUUAUAUAUAUUAUAUAUCUUAAUUAUAAUUACCUGUUUUGUUAAUUAUUCAGUUGGUUUUUUUCUUGCUCAAUUUUUAUACAUUGUUUAAGCAAUAAGUGUAAUUUAAAAGUGUCUUAUUUAUUAGCAUUUAAAUGUCGAUUACCAUUUGAUUUUUUUUCUCAUUGUUGGCAUAUUUCAUGACUUUUCGCUCUCAUUGCUUCACCAAAAAUUUUCGUCUCGUCUUGAACAAAAACUGAAACAUAAUAAACUUAAUGAAAA